Messenger RNA from Equus quagga, 2748 nucleotides. RefSeq names its product ubiquitin conjugating enzyme E2 J2 (gene UBE2J2). The coding region runs from base 152 to 931 and encodes 259 amino acids. The record is from RefSeq and is a predicted model, not a curated record. NCBI's taxonomy places the organism in Eukaryota, Metazoa, Chordata, Mammalia, Perissodactyla, Equidae. The transcript is spliced from 7 exons.
AAGCUGAGGCAGCGGCGGCGGCGGUGGUCGGUGGGACAGGUCCCGGCGCGGCGUGGCUCUCCGGCGUGGGCCCACUACCCCGCUCCCUGCUCCGGCCUCGACCACGGCGAGCCCGAGCGCGGCGGCGGCCCACGCGCGGCGACGGGGAGAGAUGAGCAACAACAGCAGUAAGAGAGCUCCGACAACAGCUACCCAGCGACUGAAGCAGGACUACCUGCGAAUUAAGAAAGACCCGGUGCCUUACAUCUGUGCUGAGCCCCUCCCUUCCAACAUUCUUGAAUGGCACUAUGUGGUCCGAGGCCCUGAGAUGACUCCUUACGAAGGUGGCUAUUAUCAUGGAAAACUAAUUUUUCCCAGAGAAUUUCCUUUUAAACCUCCUAGUAUUUAUAUGAUAACUCCCAAUGGAAGAUUUAAGUGCAAUACGAGGCUGUGUCUUUCCAUCACGGAUUUCCACCCAGACACAUGGAACCCGGCCUGGUCCGUCUCCACCAUCCUGACUGGGCUUCUGAGCUUCAUGGUGGAGAAGGGCCCCACCCUGGGCAGCAUAGAGACGUCAGACUUCACGAAGAGACAACUGGCUGCACAGAGUUUAGCGUUUAAUUUAAAAGACAAAGUCUUCUGUGAGUUGUUUCCUGAAGUCGUGGAGGAAAUUAAACAGAAACAGAAGGCACAAGACGAACUCAGUAGCCGACCCCAGGCUCUCCCCCUACCGGACGUGGUUCCAGAUGGGGAGACACACCACGGCCAGCAUGGGCUUCAGCUGCUCAACGGGCACGUACCGGGGGCCGGGCCCCACCUUGCGGGGCUCCAGCAGGCCAACCGGCACCAUGGACUCCUGGGCGGCGCCCUGGCGAACUUGUUUGUUAUAGUGGGGUUUGCAGCCUUCGCCUACACCGUCAAGUACGUGCUGAGGAGCAUAGCGCAGGAGUGAGCCACACGCUGGGACCAGCACAAGUGGUUGAAAAUGAGGGACGCUGGGCCCGAGCCUGACAUGGGCUGGCUGGACGUGCCUCCGAGCGCAGGGUGGACCCGCCUGACUCCUGGGGUUAGCUUUUUAAAAACCUUUAAGAGGAAAACAAAAACCAAAGUGUGUAGUUUGGAUUUGGAGGAGACGCGAGAUCCCCAGCGCCCUGUUCUUGCCCUGGGGUCUGUUGGGGCUGUGGGGCUUGGGUGUCGAGGAGGAGGGGCCUCAUGCUUUGGUUUUAUAGCUCAUCUCCUGUAUUGUCUUUGGACAUGUUUUAGCAAACCUGUUUUUCAUUUUAUUAGAUUUGGUCACUUAAAAUAUAAGCCUCGAUGCCUAUCAGAUACUCUUGUGUUUUCUUAGUCCAGCGCAGCUCUGACUCACCAGACGGGAGCUGGUCCCAUGGCUGUGCUCAGCUGGCCUGGGCAAGGAGCCUGCCGGUGGGCCCCCAGGGGCCAGCUGGCCAGGGGCAGCAGUGGACGGGGACCCAGAGAUCUGGGAUUUGGCCUCAGCAUUUUAAAAUGUGCUUGUGUUCAUUCUGAACGAAGCACUUUCUCCUAGGAAAGUGGUGAUGUUGAAGUUAAGCAUCUGCUCACUCUUGACCACUAGGGGUCGUCCUUCAUUUAAAGCCAUGGCUGAGGAUGGAGGUGGCUGAGUUGCCCCCAUGGCCUCCUCCAGGCUGCGGCUGUGGCAGCUGGUCCUCGGUACCCCCAGAGCCUUUCCUCUGAAUUCCUCAUGUCCUGUGGCCCAGAAGCCACGCCUGUGCUGGUGGAGGGUGGAGCCCCAGAAGCUCCACAGGAGUCCCCACCUGACAGGCAGGCUCUGUGCUCUGGGGCUUCCUGCACACUGGCCGUGUGUGGUUUACCCUAAAGAUAGGCUCACAGGCUCUUCUCCACAGCUGGUCCAUGUCGGGUGUUGGCUCUUCCUAGGAGAUGACACAGCGAGGUUGGGCAUCAUAAAAGGGGACAGGCUGCCCUUGAAGAACACAUCAGCGGCAGAGCGGGCAGGAUCGUGGUUUUGGGACCGAGGAUUCCCUGGAUUGCCGACAUGUUCCCGCUCUGCGUCUCUUUCACCAUCUCCCCUGCAUGUGGUGCAGAAAGAGCUGCACCAGCCCCGGAUGAGAUGCUGUGCCCGCACUCCAGAGGACACCGGGGAGCUGAAGUGUAGCCAUGUGCUUGUGCAUCUUUGACUUGUUUUGUUUUCUCAUCAAUUUAUUUAAAUCGUCUAUAAUUUACCACUUGUGUGUAUUUAACCCACUCUUGUGAAAAAAAAUCUUUCAUUAUAUCUUUGUUCCUACAUUUUGUGCUGUUUGAGUCUGUGUUGGCGGAAAUUUGAGUCCAUCUCAGCCCAGUGCUGGGGUAGCCGUUGGGCAGGCCGCUGGCUUGGCCUGUGGAGGAGUUGGAGCUGUUGGGUCUGUCAUGCUUCUGGGCCCAGAUGCCUGCGUGUGCAGCGGUGGGCAGGGGCGAGCUCUGCCAGGCCUCCUGCUCUGCUGUGCUGGACACCAGGCCUCACCCUCCGUCCACAGCCAGCUUAAGGUCACGUCUGGAGGUCGGCGUUGUUCCAAACACUCAUUUUCUGAGGCUCUGGGAGGCAGAAUGUUUAGCAAAUAGUCUACUUAACAUGUAUUACUUCUUUUCUGUAUGUGAAAUCUCAACUUUUAAAAACCCUUAGUCAGCAGUGGGAAUUGACCCGUGCUGUCCAGAGCCUUCACUGGUGCCCAAGGUGGCGUGCUGUUUGAAGUGAGCCGAAAUAAAAGAUGAUCUUGUCCUGUUGGGCCAUGCAUCUGA